UUUAUGAACUACAACACUACACGUCAAACCCUAGGGCGGCGGCUCCUAUUGGCUGUCGUUGGUCACGUGUUUAUUGUGAAGAUGGCGUCUCCAAAUGGAGGUGAUGAUUUUGAAUCUUCUUUGCUGAGUUUUGAGAAGUUGGACAGAGCCUCACCCGACCUGUGGCCAGAGCAGUUGCCUGGAGUUUCAGAAUUUGCUGCAUCUUGUAAAAACCCCAUCACUAAUUCACCCCCAAAGUGGAUGGCUGAACUUGAGAGUGAGGACAUUGAAAUGUUGAAAGAGCUGGGCAGUCUGACCACGGCUAACCUGAUGGAGAAGGUGAAAGGGCUUCAGAACCUGGCGUACCAGCUGGGAUUAGAGGAGUCCAGGGAAAUGACCAGGGGGAAGUUUCUGAAUAUCUUGGAGAGGCCAAAGAAGUGACAUGUCAUUUUUUCAUUUUUUUUUCCAAGCAAGAGGAAACUUUGGACUGCAACAUAAACUUGCCUUCACUCUGAACAUGGUCAGACCUUCACAACACAUUUUAAAGACUUUGCAUUCAAACCUAAGCUCCUUAGUGCACCUGAUGUCCUCUUAGAUAGAUGCCUUCACAUUUCUGGUAAACUUUGAGAUGCAUUGGCUCUCUCUGAAUUUCUCUGUAGCUUGUUGAUCAAAAUGUUCACUAUUUAUUCAUAUUUCUAUUUUAAACAUGAUUUGCAGUUUUUUGCAGUUUGUGAGGUUGUAUAAUAAAGAUUUAAAACUCAAA
Molecule: messenger RNA, 742 nt
Organism: Notolabrus celidotus (New Zealand spotty)
Lineage: Eukaryota; Metazoa; Chordata; Actinopteri; Labriformes; Labridae
Gene: lin52
Product: lin-52 DREAM MuvB core complex component
Exons: 6
Coding region: 4-420 (138 amino acids)
Biological process (GO): regulation of DNA-templated transcription
Cellular component (GO): DRM complex
Source: RefSeq, a predicted model, not a curated record